Messenger RNA from Haliotis rufescens (red abalone), 2216 nucleotides. Its product is annotated as trace amine-associated receptor 6-like. The record is from RefSeq and is a predicted model, not a curated record. The coding region runs from base 521 to 1813 and encodes 430 amino acids. The transcript is spliced from 3 exons. Lineage: Eukaryota; Metazoa; Mollusca; Gastropoda; Lepetellida; Haliotidae. Gene Ontology annotation, cellular component: plasma membrane. Gene Ontology annotation, molecular function: G protein-coupled receptor activity. Gene Ontology annotation, biological process: adenylate cyclase-activating G protein-coupled receptor signaling pathway; positive regulation of cytosolic calcium ion concentration; inflammatory response.
GGCUCUGCGAUUGCCCUCUCUGAAGACUCACUGUCGAAUGCCACGUAGUCCUAUCUCUGUUGUAAACACAGACAGGAAGGGUUCUGUACUAUCAAUGGAUUCCUCUGUCCGCGAGAAACGUGACUAGCUUAUGCAACUGCAGGAUGAAGAUCAGGGGAGAUAACUGUUACUUUACUCUGGGAUUUCUGUUGUGCUGGGUUUGUGAAUCCAUAGAUGGUAAUUGAUGGACUUGUGUAACAUGGGAAAAUCAUUAUAUAUACGGCCAGAUUGUCCCGCUCGGACAUUUCAGGAUCGUUUCGAAAGGGACGUGUUUGUUUGUGUUCAGGAAGAAAGGAAUUACGUCUCAAAUAUAUUUUUUUCAAAUUCUACAGAAGCCAUCAUUUAAUUUUACUGGAAUCCUCCAAGGAAGCAUUGAAAGACAAACUAUCCUGAUCCAGAAACACUGUUUAUAACGUGUCUCAGUGGAUAUAUCAGGCUUUGUUCAGUGAAUUAACUUGAUGAAUUGUUUUAAGCAAAUGUAAUGCUUGCCUCCGCCAUUAUGAUCAACAACACAGACCACGAGCACCAGGACUCCAAGAUCAUGAUUUCUAACCAUACUAGCACCAACAGCAUCGGGGAUGAAUACCUCAGGCCUCGUGUCGACUUCACGCCUCCUCUCGCCUUCGUCAUUUUCUACAACGGCAUCGUCAUCCCCGUCGCCUACAUCGGCAACCUCUUCACGUACAUCAUCGUCUGCAUGAUGUCCAAGUACAGAGACAGCGUUCCCGACACCCUCAUCGGAGGUCUGGCAUUAAACGACGUCCUAACCGCCUUCGUCGUGUUCACCCCCAGCAUCAUCGCCUCCAUCAAAGGCGAGUAUUUCAACAGCCGCGUGUUCUGUGAGUUCAGCGCCGCCACCGUCGUCUGGUACAUCUACACCACCUUCGCCAUCAUCGUCCUCAUCAACGUAGAACGAUGGAUUGCAAUCACCAAACCAUUUGUAUACAAACGUAUGAACUUCACGCCCAUGAAAAUCAAAGCCAUUAUAACUCUUGAAGGGCUGUUCUGUCUUCUACUGGCGUCUAUUCCGUUGUUGAAGUAUCCUGUUCGACUCAAGGCUGGGUGGUACUGCGCCAUUACCGACAGCAAGAUGGCGGACGGUUCGCCUGGAGACCUGUACGUCGAAGAAAUUGUUUAUAUCACCGUUAUCCUUCUAUUCAUCGGUAUCAUUGCCCUGGUCGGAUGCAACAUCAGCAUCGCUUAUGAGCUCAAUCAGAACAAACUAUCACAGCCUGGAUCAAAGGAAACAGAGAAGAAGAAGAAGUUUGCGAAGUUGAUGGGCGUUGUUGCCUUGCUGUUUCUCGUCACGUGGUUGCCGAAUUUGUUCGCAAACGUGGCCUGUUUGAAUGGAGUUGGUAAGUGUGAGGAGCUUGAGUUUUGGGCGAUGCGUAUAGUCAACAUGGGCGUCGCUGUCAACCCGAUAGUGUACGGAGUUAUGAAGAGAACUUACAGAAGAGGUUACAUCUACCUUCUACACAUGACCAUACACUACAUGACGUGCACGCUUAUCCCAAAACCAAAAUAUGGGCGUGAAGUCUUCGACCUGCGGGACUCAAUGAAGGUCUGUCGUAGCCUGGCUCCCUUAAAGAUGAGAUCUGGUACCAUGGAUUGCAAAGUCAAGUCAAUUUCUGUCGUCCCCGAAGGAAAGCAACGUUCUGUUGUGCUGUGUGACGAACAGCCAAUGUCGAGUGUACGUACUGUGACAGAGCCGCCAGUUGGGUCUUAUCUGCCUAACACUGUGGAGGCCAGUGACUCAGGCGAUUUCGUUGCAUAAAGACAUGCCGAGUAUCAUUCGCCACCACUCGCAUCUUUCCGUAUCCCACCAGAAGGUAUUCGGUUUGUUCCGGAAUGGGAAAAGUUUGUCAUGAAUCAUUUACUGCUGUAACCCGGAAUCCACCGUGUUAUGACGGAAUCAACCGAGGCAAUCCGAGUAACAUUAUGGCUUGGACUCUGCGGGUUUCUGGAAAGUGUUUUCAGCUGUGGUGAAUUACGAAUGACUAAGGAAACAACAUGUGAGGGUGGUAUGGUAUACUUUAAAAAUCGAAAAAUAUGGCCAGAACACGUGCAGUUUUCUGCCAUACUGACAUAUCAGCAGGUCUGACCAAAGAUAUGGUCACUGGUCUGACAUACUAUCCCACCUUGAUAUCAUUUUCUCACAAUUGUUAAUAAAAAUGACA